This is a messenger RNA of Trichomonas vaginalis G3, 897 nucleotides long. Its product is annotated as protein ubiquitination. Bases 1 to 897 code for a protein of 298 amino acids. Lineage: Eukaryota; Parabasalia; Trichomonadida; Trichomonadidae. The record is from RefSeq and is a predicted model, not a curated record. The transcript has a single exon.
AUGAGCGUAGGUCUAACUAUUAAUUUUCAAUAUAUUGCGGAAAAUAUACAAUCGUACAUCGAUCAGGGAACCCUUUUUGAUAUUUUUGACGAAGAGGAUAUCCCUAAAAUAUUAGAACAAACAUCUAUUAACACAAAUGAUUUCAGUAUUCUUCUUUCUCAAGGCCAAACAAAAUAUAAAGCUGAAAAGCUUUAUUACUUUGUUCGAAUGUGCAAUGUUUCUGUUAAUUCAUAUGAAGACGUUCUUAAUGUUCUCAAUAUAUACAAAAAUAUUCUAGAACUUGGAUCUUCUAGUAGCUUAAUUGAUUAUUUACAGAAUCAUAAAACGGAACACAGUACAAAUCCCCAAGAAGUUGCAAAUUUGCAAUCCGAAAUCCAAACUUUAAAAAACAAGAUCAUGAAUCUUGAAAAUGAAGCUAAUCAAUUGAAACAAGAGAAUACUGCAUACAAAAACGAAGCUUCGAAUUUCAAAAACGAAAUAUCAAAUCUUACAAUCAACAAUAAAGAAUUUGGAAGCAAAAUAAGUAAUUUAGAGAGCAGAAUAACCAAUUUGAAGAAUAACAAUGAACAAUUUCAAAACGAUAACAAUAUUUUAAAGAGAGAAAUAAUCAGUCUGAAGAAUAAUAAUGGACAAUUUCAAAGUGAAAACAAUAUUUUAAAGAGAGAAAUAAUCGGUCUGAAGAAUGACAAUGGACAAUUUCAAAACGAAAACAAUAAUUUAAAGAGAGAAAUAUCUAAUCUGAAGAAUAACAAUGAACAAUUUCAAAGUGAAAACAGUAUCUUAAAGAGAGAAAUAUCCAAUCUGAAGAAUAACAGUGAUCGAUUUCAAAGUGAAAACAAUAUUUUAAAGAGAGAAAUAUCCAAUCUGAAGAAUUUUAAUGAAAAAUUAACUAUAUAA